Paramuricea clavata is the source of this 825-nucleotide messenger RNA. The record is from the annotation of a GenBank genome assembly. NCBI's taxonomy places the organism in Eukaryota, Metazoa, Cnidaria, Anthozoa, Malacalcyonacea, Plexauridae.
AUGAAGAGCGCUUCCGCUAGCUGUCCAACGUGCGAAACUAAUUUAAAGGACAAGCAAGACGCACUGAAUAAAUGUGUGGAGUAUGAAAAUACAAUAAAACGUCUUGAAGAUGAAAAAUUAAGCCUAAUAACAGCUAUUAGACUUUUACAGGAAGAUUCGCAAAGCAUCCACUCCAAAACGGACAAGAUUCCGGCAAAUUCUGGUCCAUGGGAAAAAGUUAAUCGAAAGGGCAAGCGAAAUAAUAAUAACAGUCAAGAUCAAAGCCAAACGAAAAAUGAUGAUAAAGCUGCUGAUGCAGAAGGAUAUGGCGUAAAUCAAGACGAAAGCUCCAAGAAAAGGUCAGUUGUUAUACUUGGAGAUUCUAUGACUAAAAACAUACAAGGAUGGAAAUUGUCAACUAAAGACAAGCAUGUAGCUAGAACAUUUCCCGGGUCUACUGUUGAAGACAUGUCUGACUAUUGUAAGCCAUUUACAAGGCAAAAUCCCGAAAAAAUUAUUCUGCAUGUAGGGACUAAUAACGUUGUAAAUGACACUCCAACAAAUGUCGCCACGAAGAUAACUAACUUAGCUAAGAAAAUUAAGAAGGAUCUUCCUUCGACAAAAAUAGCGAUAUCGGGACUAAUCUGUAGGAAGGAUGAGAAGCUUAACAAUAACAUUAAGCAGGUGAACGACGUAUUAAAGAAAAGUUGUAAUUCUAACAAUUGGAAAUUUAUAUCUAACCAUAAUAUUGGAAAUGACAUCAUUAAUGGUAGUGGUGUUCACCUGAACCGUAAGGGCGUGUAUACUUUCGCCAGUAAUCUUAAGUUAGCGAUAAAUAAGGAUUGA